Messenger RNA from Cladocopium goreaui, 1698 nucleotides. Lineage: Eukaryota; Dinophyceae; Suessiales; Symbiodiniaceae. The record is from the annotation of a GenBank genome assembly.
AUGGUGUCUGUAGAUGAUGCAGCGACUUUCACAGUGUCGAGCACCGGUCCUUGUGAGUCAGGACAGUUCGAAAAAAACGGCAAGUGCCACAAAUGCUGGAAAACUUGCGCGGAAUGCAACGGCCCUGCACGCAGCCACUGCACCGUUUGCAAGCCAGAGUUGCCUAUCAUACAUCAGCGUGGAGGUUGUGUACGUUCCUGUGAAGCGGGCUAUUUUGUCAGCCAGGAGAAGCAGAAACGCUGCAUAAAGUGUGAAUUUCCUUGCAAGACCUGCGUACGGAACGCUACAACCUGCACCCGCUGUCACAAGACCACUGGGAAGGCGGCUUUCAAAGGUCGCUGUGUAGAGGAGUGCCCUGAAGGAACAUAUACUGGGGAGGGACAUUUCCAGGGAGCUUGCAUGGGAUGUUUGGCAACGUGCAAAACUUGCGACAGCAAGACUUCCUGUCUGAGUUGCAGCCCGCCCUUAGUUCUUGAAAUUGAUGAAAGGAAAAAACAACCUCUGUGCCUGCAGAGCUGCUCCGCGGGAAGAUUUGCGGAUGAGAAAACAAGGAGUUGUGGCCCUUGCGAUAAAUCCUGCGCGACCUGUAGUUCUUCUGCCAGCAAUUGCACGAGCUGUCCGACAGGAACUGCUCUACAUGGCUCCAAGUGUGUGGAGGAAUGUCCUGACGGCAAGUACAGUCGCAAGGAUGGCAACGGCGGAGUUUGUGCACCAUGUCACAGUAUGUGCAAGACUUGCAAUGGCCCCACUGAAUGUCUCAGUUGUCCCACGCCCAAGUUUCUCGACAAGGGAGAAGAUGGUAAAAUGAAGUGCUUUGGAGAGUGUUUUAAGGGAAAAUAUCCUGACAAAGAGAGGAUUUGUCGUUCUUGUGACGACUCUUGCGCGACCUGUAGUUCUUCUGCCAGCAACUGCACUAGCUGUCGAGAAGAGUCUGUGCUCGAUGGCUCCAAAUGCGUGGACGAGUGUCCAGAAGGAAAGUUUAAAGCUGCCUCUGGUGCUUGCCAGAACUGUAGUGCUCCAUGUGCAAGCUGUGAGGGCUCUGCGACAAAGUGCACUUCAUGCGAAGGCAAGAAGGUCCUUCAUGACUCUGUAUGCAAAAGCGCCUGCCCUUCCACACAUUUUAGCACAGAUAACAGGAUUUGUGAGCCAUGUGGUGCUGGAUGCAAGACCUGUAGCAAACUGCCGGCAAACUGCACCUCUUGCAAGGAACCCAUGGUCUUGAAAGGUGAAAUAUGUGAGAAUGAGACAAUCUGGACCUCUUCGGACUGGGUACAAAAGAAGAACACAUCGCUGUAUGACAUUGGCGAGAACACAUGCCAGGAGUGGGACUGUGCAGCAGGAAGCUCAUGCAAGAACUCCGUCAUUCAGGGGGUUUGUUUCGAGGGAAAAGUGAAAGGAGGUGACAUCCAGUUUGAUUGGACACUGACAGAGCCCUUGAAAGAUGAUCGAAAAUUGCGCUUUACUGUGGAUCAGUUCAAAUGUGGUACUGGUUUGACUCCUGCUGGUCAAACAGUACUGCAUUCAUAUGACAAGAAGGGAGGAUAUCAGAUUUGCAGCUACUCCAUGGCAGACCAGAUGAGCCACUCGGCAACACGAAAGAGAUAUGCAGUAGAUGAUAGUAGAUGUAUGAUGGAGGAGUCUACCAAGAGAACAGAAGGUUUGUCUCAGAGUUCAGCAGAUGCCCCUCCUAGAUCCUGA